Molecule: messenger RNA, 1379 nt
Organism: Haplochromis burtoni (Burton's mouthbrooder)
Lineage: Eukaryota; Metazoa; Chordata; Actinopteri; Cichliformes; Cichlidae
Exons: 7
Coding region: 200-883 (227 amino acids)
Source: RefSeq, a predicted model, not a curated record
UUCUGCUCUUUAUUCCAAGGGUCAUGGUGGAGUUUUCAGGUUUCCUUAAGGAAGACUUCAGUUUGUAGAUAAAUCCAGAGAGCUGAGACUGUGUGUGAAUCUCCUGCUCUCUGCAUGUUUCCCGUUGAAGCUGUGGAUUCACUUAAGCUUCAUGCAGAUUAUUUUCUCCAUCAGAAGGUGACGAUAGAACAACUCUGUAAUGGACGUGGACCUGAAUCUGGGUGGUGUGUUCUCUUCUGUGGAUCAGUGUGAGCACAGAAAGGAGGGAGUCCCUAACUCUGCAUCCACUCUGUGUGGGGAACAUGAGAGCCAGAUCAAACCUCAGAGGGUAAAGCAGCAGGUUGGACCAGACUCUGCCGGACCUGGAGCUGAUCCUGAACCGGGUUGGGUGUCUGAAUCCCUGAAUAGAGAACGAGUCAUGAACAUUUACACUCCCAUCUCUCAGAUGCCAUUCUCUGACAAAACACCAAAUAAAAAGCAGACAUUUGAUCCUUGUGUAACCACAUGUCUGACUGUGACAUCCAGUGGCUCCAUCAACCGUGAAAUUAAAUUUAAAGGCUCAACAGACGAGCAGCAGCAGAAUUUAAAGGUUCCCCAUCACCAGCCUGAUAGUGGGCACCAAACAGCUCUGCAGGACAUAUUUAUUCAACUUGAGGAGAACAUUAUGAGAUUUGUGAAGACCGAGCUGAAGAGGUUCCAGGAGGUCCUAAAUCCAGAUUACAGAGACGGUGGACUUGAUCAGAGUGAAGAUGAGGGCCUGGGUGGUACAGCUGAAGAGCAGAAGAGCAGCAGACAGUCAUUUCUAAAGAUCACACAACACUUCCUGAGGAGAAUGAAGCAGGAGGAGCUGGCCGACUGUCUACAGACCAGUAAGAUAAUUUAAAAUAAGAUAAGAAAUACACCAGGGUUACCCAUAAAAGUUUGUUCGGUGACCUCCAGCUCUGGUGGAGAGGAGGUUCAGUUUGCAACCUAUUAUAGAGCCAGCCUUCAUGGUCAGUUUAUUUAAUCUGCUGGUGUCACCAGCUUCCACUGGUGAUAGUGUGAUUUUCUUUGCUAAAGGAACUAGGCGUGUUGUUUUCACUGACACUGGAGUCUCACUAUGCUUUUGACAAGCAUAGUGAGACUUUUACUGGACUGGAGUCAAUCCAGCUGUAAAUGUGACAGCUGGGCAGCACAAGUCCUCAGGACCUUAAAACUGACAUCACAGUCCAGCAGGGGAUGUUUCUCAGUGUGACAAAGGGAUAAGCAGUUGUAAUGCUCUCCACUUGUCCCAGAUGUGUUUUGACUUUUUUUUUUUUGCAUAUUAUGCACCUUAUUCUGUCUCUCUAUUUAUUUGCUAUGAUUUGCUAUUUGUUAAAGUAACUUUGCUGCACUGACUA